Messenger RNA from Sander lucioperca (pikeperch), 1979 nucleotides. It is a transcript of the gene egln1a, whose product is annotated as egl-9 family hypoxia-inducible factor 1a. The coding region runs from base 354 to 1433 and encodes 359 amino acids. The transcript has 5 exons. Gene Ontology annotation, biological process: peptidyl-proline hydroxylation to 4-hydroxy-L-proline; cellular response to hypoxia. The record is from RefSeq and is a predicted model, not a curated record. Gene Ontology annotation, molecular function: L-ascorbic acid binding; peptidyl-proline 4-dioxygenase activity; ferrous iron binding. Gene Ontology annotation, cellular component: nucleus; cytoplasm. NCBI's taxonomy places the organism in Eukaryota, Metazoa, Chordata, Actinopteri, Perciformes, Percidae.
GGCUUGAGUGUGGACGUCAGAGCAGGCUGGACCACAGACAGGCUGAGCACACAUUGAGCGGCGCCAUGCACCACUACCCUCGGACCGACAGCUAGCCAGUUGAGAUGCCUCCUGAACACCUCGACCCAGCCCGAAAUGCUCGGUCCAGGGCGCACGUUUUUUUAUUAUUCCACUGAUACAAGAUGUGUAGAGGGAGUAAGUGUGAAAAAAAUGGCAAGGUUUUGAGUCUUACUUUUCCGUCUCGCUCGGUGUAGCGUGGCAGAGGCAGUGGAUCGUUUCCAAAGUUGUCGCUUAGCAGGGCGCGUGUGAAGGAUCUGAAUUAAAGGCGCAGUGCCGCCUUUGUAGGCGCAAACAUGGAGAAGCUGCAGAGCGAUUUGGACCGAGACCGACAGUACUGUGAACUUUGUGGGAAAAUGGAGAAUCUCCUCAAGUGUGGUAGGUGCCGGAGCUCUUUCUAUUGCAGCAAGGAGCACCAGAAACAGGACUGGAAGAAACACAAGCUAAUUUGUAAGGAGAUGGACAAGGCGCAGCUUUCCAAACAGAAGCCCGAGCAGCCUCCGCAGUCGGGGGACGACAAGGCACCGGAGAAAUACCGGGAAAAGAUAAGUCCCGAGCAGACGGACAAUGCAUCUUUCCCACAACCCACAAACACAGAAGCACCUGGUGACGGACUGGGAGAGGAGGGGUCCAACAACACCGCCACACCUAACGGACAAACCAGCGCAUCCCCUCAGAAACUUGCCGUGGAGUACAUAGUCCCGUGUAUGAACAAGCACGGCAUCUGUGUGGUGGACAACUUUUUAGGAGCAGAGACUGGCCUAGGCAUUUUGGAUAAUGUUAUAGCUCUGCACAAAACUGGCAAGUUCACAGACGGACAGUUGGUCAGUCAAAAAAGCGACUCCACCAAAGACAUCCGAGGGGACAAAAUCACGUGGAUAGAGGGGAAAGAGGCCGGCAGCGAGAAGAUCCGCUUUCUAAUGAGUCGUAUGGACGACCUGAUUAGACAUUGUAAUGGGAAACUGGGAAACUACACAAUAAAUGGAAGGACAAAAGCAAUGGUGGCGUGUUACCCUGGAAAGGGAACAGGAUACGUGCGCCAUGUGGAUAAUCCCAAUGGCGAUGGGCGCUGUGUCACAUGCAUAUAUUACCUUAAUAAAGACUGGACUGCCAAGGAGCAUGGUGGCCUUCUUCGUAUCUUCCCAGAAGGAAAGGCCCAGUUUGCUGACAUAGAGCCCAAAUUUGACCGUCUGCUGCUGUUCUGGUCUGACAGACGGAACCCUCACGAGGUUCAGCCCGCCUUUGCUACCAGGUAUGCCAUCACGGUGUGGUAUUUUGAUGCAGAUGAGCGUGCCAGAGCUAAAGAAAAGUACUUAACGGGUGCAGGAGAAAAAGGAGUAAAGGUUGAACUUGGUAAACCAUCAGAUCCCAGCUAGGGGGGCCCUGCAUUUCCUACAGCCAUUAAGUGCUCUAUCUGUAAAGUGGCCUAUAGAGUGUGUGUGUGUGUGUAUGUGUGUGUGUGUGUGUGUGUGUGUGUGUGUGUGUGUGUGUUUUACAUGGCAAAAUCAGCAGACUUUUGCGCGAGUGUGUGGAAGAUCCAUUCUUAUGGAGACAAAACAAACAAAAACAGUGAUUUCUGUUUGUUUUCCGCAAACCGGGGCAACCCAGAGGACCUUGAAUGUCAUGACAUUUUACUGAAAGGGAUUGUGUGUUUUUUGUCUUUUACCCCUUUCACCUCUUUGGUGAAGAGCGCUUACAUUUUCAGAAAAUCAACAGGAAUUAAGCUUCCAGAGAAUCUACAUCUUUUGCAUAUUGUUUUUGCAGUUAAUUUCUUAAAGGUACAGUGUUCUGCAUAUGCUUAAUGUGUUAUGCUUUUCACAUGGAAUUAGCUGUUAUAAGCUACUGUAUUGCAAAAUGUACUUGAGGUUGCAAUAAUAUGAGGACUGAUCUGAAUUAAAAAACAACCUUUUUUCUGACAGAAA